AUGUCUAGUUUCAUCUCGACCGACCUUAUUCUCGUCACCGGCGGGAAUGGUUAUGUUGCGCAACAUGUGGUAGACCAGUUGCUACGCCAGCAAGGACAACCUCGCGUUCGCGCAACCGUGCGUUCCGAAGCAUCGGCGAAACAGAUCAAAGACUAUUUCGCUCCAGAUCUAUCCUCGGGGCGUCUCUCCGUGGUAUUGGUACCAGACAUUGUGGCGGAGGGCGCCUUUGACGAGGCUUUGAAAGGCGUUACCCAUGUGGCUCAUGUGGCCUCCCCUUUGGCUCUCGGUAUUGACAAUGUCGAGGCCGAUCUGCUGAAGCCAGCCAUAGAAGGAACAGUCGGGAUUAUUCGGGCAGCCGUGAAGUUCCCAUCUGUUCGAUCAAUGGUAAUCACGGGCUCGUUUCUAUCGGCCUUUGACCCGGCCCAUAGCCUCCGCCCCGGCUACACAUACACGCCGGAUGAUUGGAAUCCGAUAUCCUACAGCGAAGCAAGCUCCCAAGAGCUGGACUUGACGCAGUGGGAGCCAAUCUGGCGGCCAUUGAUUACCUACAUGGCAUCUAAGAAACUUGCGGAGGAGGCGGUUUGGAAAGCGCGAGACGCCAUCAAGCCUCGGUUUGACAUAAGCGUCGUCCUGCCAGCUUACAUUGGUGGCCCAUCUGUUCUGCCGUUACAACGAGGGACUCAGUCCGGUAGUCUCAGUGUGCAAGUCCUUUGGAAGGCUGUCACCGAAGAGUGCCUACCACCGGUUGACUAUCCCUAUUGGGUUGACGUGCGAGAUGUCGCGAAAGUCCAUGUCCAGGCGCUGCUCCACCCAGAGGCUGAUGGGAAACGAUUCAUCCUUGCUACUCGGGGGGUAACAUACUCUGACAUUGCGGAGAUCGCUCGAAAGCAUUUUCCUCAGCUCCAACCGUCGACGGAGCAGCAGAGCGAUGUGCAAUAUUACCAAGUGGACUCCUCGAAAAGUCUCAGGAUCCUGAACCUUGGCCCCUGGAUCCCAGUUGAAAAAAUGGUGGUUGACACAAUAAGCCAGCUUUUGGAUACCAGAGACACGAAUUGA
This is a messenger RNA of Penicillium samsonianum, 1056 nucleotides long. RefSeq names its product SDR family oxidoreductase. The record is from RefSeq and is a predicted model, not a curated record. Bases 1 to 1056 code for a protein of 351 amino acids. The transcript has 3 exons. Lineage: Eukaryota; Fungi; Ascomycota; Eurotiomycetes; Eurotiales; Aspergillaceae. Gene Ontology annotation, molecular function: 3-beta-hydroxy-Delta5-steroid dehydrogenase (NAD+) activity. Gene Ontology annotation, biological process: steroid biosynthetic process.